Molecule: messenger RNA, 618 nt
Organism: Aplosporella prunicola CBS 121167
Lineage: Eukaryota; Fungi; Ascomycota; Dothideomycetes; Botryosphaeriales; Aplosporellaceae
Exons: 3
Source: RefSeq, a predicted model, not a curated record
CUAAUCGCGAGUUGGUGGAGCGCGCUCGUGGCCGCGCACACGGUCAUCACGUACCCGGGCUGGCGCGGCAACAAUUUGCACACGAACGGGACGAAUGAGGACGAGACGAUCAAGCCGGGGUCGCUGGGGAUCAACUACGAGAACGGGAGCUACACGUUUCCGUACGGCAUGCAGUGGAUGUAUCCUUGUGGCGGGCUCCCAACCUCCCAAAACCGCACCAAAUGGCCCAUCAGCGGCGGCGCGAUCGGCGUGCAGCCGGGCUGGUUCUCGGGGCACAGCAAGGCGUUUUUCUACAUCAACUUGGGCGUCGGCACCGAGCCCGUCAACAUGAGCCACGUCAUGGUGCCCGUGUUCCAGAUCAACGGGCCCUCCAACGACAUGUACGGCGGCCAGUUCUGCCUCCCGCAGGUCCCGCUGCCAAAUGAUAUCCCUGAAGUCAAGGUCGGCGACAACGCGACUAUUCAGGUUAUUGAGGCCGCCCAGCAUGGCGCUGCGCUUUAUAGCUGCGUCGACAUCACGUUCGCAGAACCCCACGACGUGGCAGAAGUCACGCCGGAUAACUGCAAGAACACAACCGACCCCGACCAGCACAUCACGUUCGACCUGAUCUACGCGACC